UGUUUUGUACCGAAGGAGAUCACUCGCGGGUUUACUGAGCAAAGCAUAACCAAAUCGAGUACGGUAUCUUUUAAAGAAACAGCCAAGAAUCAAAUACCAAUCUGAAUGCGACUCGGCGCCUGCCAGUGUGGAAGUGUUCCUGGAAAUCGGAUCGGAUUGGCAGACGAACGCUGCUCCUGUUGGUAAUCCGCUUCUGGCCGCCCCGCUUUUGUGUGUUCGAUGACUGGUACUGGCUAGAUCAACAUUUCAAAAUUCUGAUGUGGAGAAGAAGCGCAGCCCCAAAGUGGCCUCGCUGUUACUUUGUAGCAAGAUUUCCUAAAGCGAUCGGGGAAAGUGCGAAUCGUGGCGGGUAGGGGGGACGGAAAAUGGGUGGAACUUUUUUCACGCUUAUUGUUUGAGUGAACCCUUGUUCGGUUGAUUUGAGAAAAGGGACUCUGAAAGAAAGAAAAAAACAGAAAUAUGUCAGAAAUAUUGGAAGCACAAACUUCAUUUCUCACCCAUUUCUUGAAUAUUUAGUUGCUAAUGUUCACAUAUACCCUUCUAAUAACACCUGAAAUUCUUGGCACUUUUGGAAAGAGUUCUGUUUGUAAUGCCACAAAUUUGCUAUUUUCAAGGAUGGUUUGAUCAUUUAAAAAAAUUGCAAAGUGCUACAUUUAAAUAAUAAAUAUGUAUCCAUCUGCAUGGCUUUUGUGUAAUUCUCCCAUUCUCUUCAGUUUGGGCUAGGCUCAAUAAGAUGUUUUGUUAUUUUAGUAUAUAUGCAGUUAGCAUAUAUAGGUAAAGGCUUUGCUUUAGCAGAGAAUAACAAACAUUAUUGCUAAAAUUGCUGCUGCUGCUGCUUUAAGAACAAAAGUUUUACAUUUUUUAAUGGUGAAAGGUACAGUGGUAUACGAAGUUGAUAACAAGCUCUGUUAAACUGAUAGGAUUUACUACUGCAAAACCUGUACAGGGAUUGCUUACGAUUUGGAAAGACCUGGGAAGAUAAAUUGAUUGUCAACAUAAUAAAUGUUAUGUAUCUUUCUUGAAUUCUAUCAACUCUGUAUUUAUAGGUCAAAGACUAACAUUUAUCACAUUUGUUCAGAAACAAGGAAAAUAUGGAAGCAUUUUUAAAUCCUAAAGAAUCGGCCAAGUUUAUAGCAGAAAACAGCAGAGAUGUGUACAUUGAAGAUAGUGGUGUGCAAAAGGUUGCAGAGAUGUUGUUUGAUAAAGUCACAGGGAAGGAAUUCAGUGUCGCUGGCUGGAAGUCUUCACAUGAAUUAAACCCUCAAGAAGCAAGUGAAGAUGCAGUAAACUGGGUAUUUGUUGCUGAUGUGCUCAAUUUUUCCUUUUGGUCUGAACAUGAAGACCACAAAUGCUUGGUGAAAUACAAAGGCAAGACUUACAGUGGCUAUUGGUCUCUUUGUGCUGCCAUCAACAGAGCACUUGAUGAAGGAACACCCAUUACUAGUGCUUCUUAUUUUGCCACUAUGACCUUGGGUCAGUUGAAGCAUGCAUUUCGUUCUGAUACAGAGGUGCCUAUGCCUUUAAUCGAGGAGAGACAUCGUGUACUAAAUGAAGCUGGAACAAUUCUGCUGGAGAAAUUUGGGGGCUCCUACCUCACAUGUGUUAAAGAAAGUGGGAAAAGUGCCCAAAAAUUAUUACAGACAAUAGUGGAAAAUUUCCCAUCUUUUAGAGAUGAAGCUACAUUUCAGGGUAAAAAGGUAGCUUUUUACAAACGGGCGCAGAUCCUUGUGGCUGACACCUGGAGCGUGUUGGAGGGGAAAGGAGAUGGCUGCUUCAGUGAUAUUUCCAAAAUCUCUAUAUUUGCUGAUUACAGGAUACCACAAGUUCUUGUUCAUUUAGAAGCAAUGAGAUAUUCAGAAGAAUUAAUGAACAAACUUAAGAAAGGGCAUAUGUUCCAGUUUGGAGACAGUCAGGAAGUGGAGAUUCGAGGUUGUAGCAUUUGGUGUUGUGAGCUCAUUUGCAGCAGUUUGCUUGAACUUUAUAAAAAGAAAGGUGACAACAUGAGUGAAAAGAUCAAUGCAGUUCUCCUUGAUUAUUAUCUAUGGGACUAUGCUCGGGAUCAUCGAGAAGAUAUGAAAGGAGUACCUUUUCACUGUGUACGUUCCAUAUACUAUUAAUACCAUUUAUAAAUGAUAAUGAUAUAAAGCAUCAAAAGCAUCAAAAUCUCUAUAUAUAAUUUUGAUUUUUUUUUUUUUUUAAAUGGAUCUUUAAUCUCCAUUUUAUGGAGAUUAAAGAAGAAAGGCGUUUUCUUGCAUAUUGACAUUCCAAUUCUAUAAG
This is a messenger RNA of Thamnophis sirtalis, 2277 nucleotides long. It is a transcript of the gene QNG1, whose product is annotated as Q-nucleotide N-glycosylase 1. The record is from RefSeq and is a predicted model, not a curated record. Lineage: Eukaryota; Metazoa; Chordata; Lepidosauria; Squamata; Natricidae.